AUGAGUAAACCAUUGGAAAAGCGGGGUGUGGAUCUCGAGAGCAAACAGCAAAAUACAGAUGAGAAAGUCCUAUCGCUUGUGACAAAAACGGAUCCCGAACGCCAAAAAUUGAAUGAGAAAGAUGAUGAAAAGUUGCCAGAUGAGACUAAACUAAAUCUUGAAGGUAUCAUGGGAUUCCAAAACUUCGGCUCAAGCAAAAACAAAAAAGUGCAGUCAAAGAGUAAUGGAGGUCGACGGGUCAAGAAGCCUUCCACCAACGCAAAAUAUCGUCAAUACAUAAAAAAUAAGAAAAAUACGAAAAAGUCCGACUAG
Molecule: messenger RNA, 312 nt
Organism: Lachancea mirantina
Lineage: Eukaryota; Fungi; Ascomycota; Saccharomycetes; Saccharomycetales; Saccharomycetaceae
Source: the annotation of a GenBank genome assembly